This is a messenger RNA of Trifolium pratense (red clover), 2687 nucleotides long. RefSeq names its product kinesin-like protein KIN-13B. Gene Ontology annotation, molecular function: microtubule motor activity; microtubule binding; ATP binding. Lineage: Eukaryota; Viridiplantae; Streptophyta; Magnoliopsida; Fabales; Fabaceae. The record is from RefSeq and is a predicted model, not a curated record. The transcript has 12 exons. The coding region runs from base 319 to 2385 and encodes 688 amino acids. Gene Ontology annotation, biological process: microtubule-based movement.
AGACAACGGUGGUCCCCACCCAUGUGAGAAACGGGACAAUGUUCAAAAACUACGGGACCUACUUCCCCAGCUCAACGUCGUCGUUUUACCAUUAAAACAAACACUCACUCCUCUAUUCGCACGUGCCACUCACACAAUCACUCUCUCUUCAUUCAAAUUUUUUUCAAAAUCCUUCUUUAUUUUCCUUCAUUCAUUUUCAUUUCAUUCAUUUCACAAAUUGCAAACACUUCACUGUUGUUGUUAUUGUUUACUUCUAUCGUAUCUAUCUUCGUUUUCACUUCUUCUAGAACGUUCCGAUCUGAUUAAAGUUAGUUAAAGAUGAACGGUGGAGGAAGACAAGGACUUAGAUCUAGUGGUGCUACCGGCGUUCACCACCAACGUCAAUACUCCGAGAAUUUUCUCGACGGCGCUACUACCGGUAACAGAUGGCUUCAAUCUGCCGGUCUUCAACAUCUUCAAUCCUCCGCCGCCAAUCCACUUCAGGGAGGGAGAAUGUAUAGGAAUGUUCAGAGAAGCUAUAACGGUGGAGGGAGUGAUUAUUAUAUGGAACCUGCAUCGCCUCCUGAUGCUUUUCGUGCUUCGAAUUUGAAGAUGAACGGUGAAGAUUCUACCGGUGAUUUUAGUCCUGGCUUGUUGGAUCUGCACUCAUUUGAUACUGAACUUCUUCCUGAGAUCCCAGUCUCCAAUGCAUAUGAGUCGAACACUCUGUAUCGUGGUAGAAGCUUUGAUGACACUGAACCUUACAUGAUUAGCAAACAGACUGCCAAGGGUCGUGCUCCUGACAAUGCAUUGAAAACUUUACCUGCUGAAAAAGAGAAGACUAGUUCUGUAGCAAAGAUUAAAGUUGUGGUUCGUAAGAGACCUUUGAAUAAGAAGGAAUUAGCAAAGAAUGAGGAAGACAUUAUAGAAACGUAUGCCAAUUCUUUAACAGUGCACGAAACCAAGUUGAAGGUUGACUUAACUCAGUACCUAGAGAAGCAUGAAUUUGUUUUUGAUGCUGUCUUGAAUGAAGAGGUUACAAAUGACGAGGUGUAUCGUGAAACAGUCGAACCCAUAGUUCCAAUCAUCUUUGAACGCACUAAGGCAACUUGCUUUGCAUACGGGCAAACAGGAAGUGGAAAAACGUAUACAAUGAAGCCCCUGCCACUUAAAGCAUCAAGGGACAUCCUAAGAUUGAUGCAUCAUACUUACCGGAACCAAGGAUUUCAAUUGUUUGUGAGUUUCUUUGAAAUAUAUGGCGGGAAGCUAUAUGAUCUCCUUAACGAGAGAAAAAAGCUUUGCAUGAGGGAGGAUGGUAAGCAGCAAGUUUGCAUUGUUGGUUUGCAAGAGUACCGAGUUGCAGAUGUGGAGAACAUCAAAGACCUGAUUGAGAAAGGAAGUGCCACAAGAAGUACAGGAACCACAGGUGCAAAUGAGGAAUCUUCACGGUCUCAUGCAAUACUUCAACUUGCUAUCAAGAGGUCAGUUGAUGGCAAUGAAUCCAAACCUCCCCGACUUGUUGGCAAGCUCUCCUUCAUAGAUCUUGCUGGAAGUGAACGUGGAGCAGAUACCACUGACAAUGACAAACAGACAAGAAUAGAAGGGGCUGAAAUCAACAAGAGCUUACUCGCCCUAAAGGAAUGCAUUAGAGCUCUUGAUAACGACCAAGGACACAUCCCUUUCAGAGGAAGUAAACUAACUGAAGUUUUGAGAGAUUCUUUUGUUGGGAAUUCCCGUACUGUUAUGAUAUCAUGCAUAUCACCAAGCUCUGGUUCAUGUGAGCACACUCUGAAUACAUUAAGAUACGCUGACAGGGUGAAAAGCCUGUCAAAGGGGAACAACUCGAAGAAGGAUGUUUUAUCAUCAAAUUUCAACCUUAAAGAAUCAAUUACAGUUCCCUUAUCUUCUGUUACUGCACCAGCCUAUGAGGAUUACACAGCUGAUGCAUGGCGUGAUGAAAAUGAAGGGGAUGAUUUUAGCCCCCCUGAAGAGUACUAUGAGCAAGUGAAACCGCCGUUGAAGAAAAAUGUAAGGAUGGAGUCAUAUGCAAUGACUGAUGACAAAUUGAAGAAACCUAGUGGUCUAGUCAAAUGGAAGGACCUCCCAAAACCUGAACCUAAACCCACUAAUUCAGAGGAUGAUUUAAGUGCACUCUUACAGGAAGAAGAAGAUCUUGUAAAUGCACACCGGACACAAGUAGAGGAGACCAUGAAUAUUGUUAGAGAGGAGAUGAACCUCUUGGUUGAAGCAGAUCAACCAGGGAAUCAGCUGGACGAUUACGUAACAAGACUAAACACCAUUCUUUCUCAGAAAGCUGCUGGCAUUCUACAGUUGCAAAACCGUUUAGCUCAUUUUCAGAAACGUUUAAAGGAGCAUAAUGUCUUGGUUUCAUCUUCUGGUUAUUAGUAUCAUUUAAAAAGGACUCCUAGUGAGAAAGGUUUAUUUUAGAUGAGUGGAAUCAUGCAUUUCUGUGAUUGCCGUGGCACUAUUUCGAGUUGAGAUAAUUUUAUACCUUGGCAAACUACUCAGGAUUUGGGAAACCGGAGAAUAAAGUUUUUAUUUAUUUUUUCUCUUUACCCCCUGCGAGGAAUGUAGUGUAUUGGUUUUACGCACAGCUGUUGGUGGUGCCUAGCUAAUGUAUAAAGCUCUGAAUUGAUGUUUGAUUGAUCCAUUGAAUUAUGAAAUAUUGAAUACCUAUAUUUUUCUGA